AUGACAGACGACCCAAUCAUAACACCAGGAAUGGAAGAGUUUCUUUUACAAACAGAAAGCGGUCUCUCUGCAGGGCCAAUAACAGCUGGAUUGGUGGCACCUCAAGGAAUCUUGCUUUUGACCUCUAACAACAAUGUUUUCAUUAGGUAAUAUAAAAUAUAUUUGUAACUCAAUCAAUAAAACCUAACGUGCACUUUAUUGUGCCAAACGAGAAGAGCUUCUGAACAGACAAAAUCAUUAGGUGUAUCACAGCUCAACAAAGGUAAAUCAAGUAUUCAACUUCAGGACGCCAUUGUGUGCAAAUUAUAUGGUAUUACGAGCGUAAUCUUUUUAAAUGAAGAAAAUGAGCAAAUACUGUUUAAUGUUUUGUAAAGGCAAGUGCAUGGCAUGUCUACAUCAAAUAUAGAGUUAAAUACGAGUUUGAUAAAAUUUUAGUGAAAAUCGCUUUAUCACUUCUGCAAAUUGAGCAUAAAACUAUUGCCAAAAAUCAACUCUCUUUAUGACUUAACUCUUAAGUUUGCAUUUUUAAUAUUUUCAGAGCUGAUGGCAGGAUAAUCGUUCUAAAAUAUCACAAGAUGCCAUUCUCGGUCGACGACAGAAAAAAACUUAAGGCUGGCAUUGGGUCAAUAGCUGAAACACACACCGUAUAUAUGCUGUGUAUAGUUACCAUUUUGCCAUGGUGAAAUUGAAAUUUUAAAAGAAAAUUGAAUUAUCUAUACUAUAGAAUAUAAACAUAUUAUGAAAUACUAGGACAAAACAUUUCUCAAGACACUUGAAACUAUGGUUGAAAAGUUUUGAAGUUUGAACAAAGUAGGAAGAAUCAUGGCCAUGUUUCAAGAUGAAACAUCUUUCAAGACUCUUUUUAUUUGAACAUUGAGUAUUUCACUUCUUCAGUUAGGUGUUUAGGUUGAUGCAACUAACCGUAAUAAUUCAAUUUAUAGACAACAGGAUAGAAGCACAGACCAACGAUACACCCAUGCAUGCACAUAAUUCAGAUAUCUUUCUUUCUUUAUAACUUUAUUGGGAAUACUAACAAUAACGAUAAAUGGGUGUUUCCCAAAAGGAAAGGUGCAAACGGGUCAGAAAAAGCCCAUGCGAGGCACCUCCCUUACAAACUUUACACAAAAAAUUACAUUACACUAUAAAUUAUAGUUGAGGUAAAGCUCGAUUUGCGCAUACCCACAGGAUCUCCAAAUACGUAAAAUGCAUGUAGAUUUGGAAAAUUUGUACGGAAAAUAAAACUAACUUGGUUUUGAAAACAUGUGACUUGGGCAUGUACACGAAACAAACUUUACUUCAAUCAAAGAACUAUACAUUAUUUUAGUUUCUGUGACAUGGACAGUCUCGAACAAGAGACCAGGUACAUGGCAUGUCUACGUCAAAAACUGAAUUACGUAAAAACGAAUAAGUCCGACGAAGAAAGUUCUUAAAAGUAAAUAAUGUCACGAAGCUAUUAGGUGAUGCAGUUCUACACACUACAUUCCAUAAAUGAACUGUUCGAUUAAAGUAAGAGUUUUUAAACGUAGUUGUUCUACAUAACGGCACUUGAAGUAAUAGACUAGGAUUUAAGGUUAGUCGAGAACGAUCAUGACUAACAAAACUAACAUAAUUGCCUAUGUCUAAGUCUACGUAACCGUAUAGUGCCUUAUAGAAGAAGACCAAGUCUUGGAUUUCUCUGUCAUAACACAGCGGCAGCAUGUCCAAAGUCUGAAGUCUCUCCUGGUGUGAUAUCUCACCUAUUCUUGAUCUUAGGAUCCAUCUUGUCGCGCGUCGUUGUAUUCUUUCGAUCUUGACUUUGAGGGAGACAUUGGAUGGAGACCAAAUUUCAGUACCAUAGCAUAACUUUGACUUUACAAGCGAUAGGUAUAAUGAACGCCGGAUUUUGGUUUCCGUCAAUAAAGGACAAGUUCUUUUUAGGACACCAAGCAUCUUGUUAGCUUUAGCUGUUAUCAUUUGAAUAUGCGAGUUCCACAAGAGAUUGUCUGUCACGAUGAUGCCGAGAUCUUUUUCUUUCCGGACACGAAGCAACGAAGAUGAACCCAGAUGAUAGUUGUAAGUCACGGGAUAUUUCUUUCGAACUAUACUUUUAUAUACUGUAUAUACGACUAUAAAAGCCUAGUGGUUCCUUUUACCAUUGCAUAUAGCGAUUGCUGUUAGCAUGGGUCAUCAGAAUGUUUCCUAUUUGGCAAGAACAAUUGCAAGCAGCUUACAAUUUGAUAGAAAAAAUAGUGACAAUGCAAGGAUGCAAUCAUAAAGCUAUUAAAAGACCUACAACCUUUGCCAGAAACUAUGGGACAGCUGCUCUAAUUUCAUAUAAUUUGAAAGGAAUAGCGCCCCGUGUUCUCCCAGUUCAAUGUUGGGCCAACAAAAAUCUUAUGUCUGGAUACGCGGCGCCAACAUUGAAACGGGUGGGGGGGGAGGGAGGGUUGAAAAUAUGUAUCAGGAAAUGGUAUAUUACAACUGAAUGCAUGUGAAAACUAGAUUGUCCCAAUCUGUAUUGUCAAAGAUUGUCUGUUGAAGUAAUACCAUUACUCUUAAAUUUAACUUCAUUCAACUUGUAGACAUCAUGAAGCUGUGUACGCAGUUAUAUUUUCAUAAUUUCUUCACCUCUUUUAGGUCCUCUAGCAAUUUCGUUGCACACAGAUAAUUUUCGUGUAUACUGUGUCAUACAAUGUUUGCGUAUGUGUGUGUUAGGAAAUAGCUAAAAUCCGGCUGAAACAUUACGUAUAUAUAAAAUCAGAUUUAAAGGCUUGUAUUGCUACAUUUUAGUCACAAUUCAUUGAAUUCCAUGCAUGGUAACAGCAUUGGAACUCUAUUUAAAGAAAAUUGACAACUGAGCCAUCUUGUUAGUAUAACUAAGCGCGUAUAUGUGACAAUGAGAUCAAUAUAGAAACGAAUCUCACCACGAAUCUCACCAUAUUUUCAUGGGCUCACACGUCAUAAAAGCCUUAAUAGGAGACAAUAUGAAACAAAUUCAACCUAGGCAUCUAAAGUCCAACAUAUUUUACAAGAUAGGGCGAUUUUACAAGUUUUCGUAACAAACUGACUAAGGUACAAAAGAUUUUCUAGCAACGAUUCUCACUUUCUGUCAUAAAAUAGCCAAUGAGAUUUAUUUACAGUUUUGUAGUGAGCUUCGUUCAAAAACGAACUUAAAAAGGGAUAUCUGCAAAGUUGACCGAUUGUAAUUAAGGAAAAUGGUUUCUUGUACCCGUAUGCAUAUAAAAUGUAAGAUAAGUAAAAUUUAUAGUAGUGAGUAGUGCAAAUCAGCGUUUUAGACCGAGAAUCGUUAUUGAGCAUCGUGUAAUAUGAGACGUAUGUAAUUUGAUUACUGGCUGCGUUAUGAAUUGUGCUAUAAAUCUUAUACUGCAAAUGAAAUUUAGCUUGGAAAUGGCCCCAGUUCUCAAGUAUAAGUUUGUAAAAGGCGAAAACAAUGCAUAUUUAUUUGCCUUUCCCGCAGUUUGAUAUGUUGUGAGAUGAGAUUUAAACCUACUCGACUCACAAACAGAUUAUUUCUGAAUAGUUCGGUUCCAGGUUCUUCAUAAUUAUGGUGUUUUGCAUCAUUCCAAAGACAGCAUGUAACUUUUGAGUAAAUUUCCACGGAUUUUUCACAAGGAAGAGAGCUAUGAUGAUAUUAGAUGUGAAUAUAAAUGUGCUUAUUAAGCAUUAUAGCUAGUAGCACACGUACCUGUAUUGGUAUAUAAAGUAUAAUAUAUAUAUAACCCCCCCGGAAUGAAUGGAUAGUAUCUAAAACUACCAAAACUUGCCCACAUAUGCUUCGAUACUGGAAUAAAUGUUAUUGGGCGCGGUAUAAACUUAAAACUAAAACGUUUAAUUACCAAAGACCAUUGAUCACCACCAACACAAUCUUUGCCCGAAACUAUGGGACAGCUGCUGUAAUUUCAUAUAAUUUGAAAGGAAUAGCGCCCCCCAGUUCAAUGUUGGGCCAACAAAAAUCUUAUGUCUGGAUACGCGGCGCCAACAUUGAAAUGGGUGGGGGGAGGGAGGGUGGAAAAUAUGUAUCAGGAAAUGGUAUAUUACAACCGAAUGCAUGUGAAAACAAGAUUGUUCUAAUCUGUAUUGUCAAAUAUUGUAGCACUGGAAAUUUUAAACACUUCCCUGAUGACAAGACUGGUAAACGAAGAUGGGAAUGUAUGUAAUGCAUAAAAAAUGUUUAAUAGAUAUUAUUAUAUACACAAGGUCUGGAUAUGAGGUAUUCUGCAAUCUGAUUGGUUCUCUACUAGCAGGAUAUUAGCUCAUAUCCUGCUAGUAGAGAAAAACAAAAUGGCAGCCAAACUGAAUUUACGAGAAAACGAUGGCAAGUUGUCGCUAAUGUGACCUCACUUUGAGAGUGGAUUACCCUGCAACUGAAUGAUUUAACUAAUAAUUAAACUAAUAAUGUAUUAUUGUUUGUUUUUUCAGAUCAUGAAAUGGCUUAAUCCACUUACAACUGUUCCUGUCAACCAACAAUAUUGCCCAGCAAUAGGAAUAAGGUCAUCAGUUCUGGAUGCUUUCAUCAAUCUAAAAAGCAAGGUAUGUUGUCCCAUGAAAUGUACUAAAUACUGAUACUAAUACUGAUAAUAAUACUGAUACUAAUACUGAUAUUUCUAUACUAAUACUGUCUGUACCAGUGUAGGUAGUACCAUGCAAUGUGAAAUUGCUGUGCUGAGUGGUUAUAUCAAAACCUGAAAUAAACAAGCAGAAACUCAACGUUUCGAGCGAAGGCCCUUUGUCAAGAGUUAGUAGCCAACUAAGCACAGCAAUUUGCUAUACUAAUAACAAUUUUUAAAACCAAUCUCUAUACAGUCUUACUAAUAUGCGUAUUUAUCACACAGGACGUUUCUGCCACCCUAAGGCAAAUCAGUGACAGAAAAAAAAUGACAAGAAAUGCAAAAGGUUGGAAAAUUCCAAUUUCAGUGAUAAAACCAAAAUCAUUGCAUGUAUACAACCAUAGUUAAUGGAGAAGAUGGUUUGGAAACUCAUAAUCUAGGUUUUUGUUCUGGUAUAUGCAAAAAUGUGAUGAUGAAAGACCACAAUUUUCCAAACACCUGACCAACAUAGACGAGGUUUAUUGUUAUUUUAUUGUAUUAUGCUAAUGAGUUUUCAAACCAUCUCCUCUAUUAACUAUCAUGAUAUAUUUAUAACCAAUAGCUGGCAACUCAUUGUAUUUGGUUGAAAUGGCUCCCAUUUUAUGAAGAAAGUAACGUAAAUAAAGCCGUAUUUGCUUUUAAGAGCAUAAAUGGCGAGACUGCUCCUUAUUUACGUGAAACACUAAAACUAAAUCGCGAGCAACAUUGCAGAAAUACAAGAUACGCCGAAGUUAACUUCAUCUGUCCAAAGUAUAAAAGGGAAAGUGAAGGUGGUAGAACUUUUAGUGUAACCACAAUUAAACUUUGGAACAGUCUACCACUAAACUUAAGACGGCAUUUGAAUGUCCGUAUUUUUAAGAAUAAAUAUGUAGAAAUUUUACAUUUUACAUAGAAGCCAUUUCUAAUUGUAUUUAUAUAUAUACCGAACCAUAAUUUUAAAGUAAAUUUGUAAAUAUAGAUAUAUACUGUAUUGAUAGUUUAAUUUGUGUACUUGUAUUAUAGAAAUUGUUGUAUUAUUGAAAUUGAGGGCUACACGUUUAUUAGUGCUUUUGUACUAUUACGUACUACCCUCUUGAAAUAAAGAUUCUAACUAACUAACUAACUAAUUUCUGCAUGGCCAUCCAGAAAAUUUACGGAAAAAAAACUUCUGAAUUUUAUGAACAAGCUGUAGUUGAAAAGUUAAAUUUGAAGAUUUUUGCUGCCAUACAAUUUAUUUUCUUCAUACUGAUUGUAUGGUCUGCGUUGGACAGAUAAAUUCAAUCUUGGAUGGGCAAUUAUUGAAAAAGAUCAAGAUGAAGGACAUGAACAACAAACAGCUGACACAAUAACGUAG
Molecule: messenger RNA, 5919 nt
Organism: Paramuricea clavata
Lineage: Eukaryota; Metazoa; Cnidaria; Anthozoa; Malacalcyonacea; Plexauridae
Source: the annotation of a GenBank genome assembly